Talaromyces amestolkiae is the source of this 855-nucleotide messenger RNA. RefSeq lists its product as uncharacterized. Bases 1 to 855 code for a protein of 284 amino acids. The transcript has 2 exons. The record is from RefSeq and is a predicted model, not a curated record. NCBI's taxonomy places the organism in Eukaryota, Fungi, Ascomycota, Eurotiomycetes, Eurotiales, Trichocomaceae. Gene Ontology annotation, molecular function: oxidoreductase activity.
AUGGCGUCAAAAACAUGGCUGAUCACCGGCGCCUCCUCUGGCCUCGGCGCCGCAAUCGCCGAAGCAGCACUCCAAGCCGGCCACAAAGUACUCGCAACCGCCCGCAACCCAACAAAGGCCGCUGCGGAGAACCCCCAAAUCUCAAAGCUGGGCGGAACCUGGAUUGAGCUGGACGUAACCCAGGUUGAGACCACUAAGAAAGUGGAAGAAGCGAUCAACCAGGCUGGCGGUGUGAUCGAUGUGGUCAUCAACAAUGCUGGAUACUCGCUGCUCGGUAGUAUUGAGGAUAUGAGCGAGGCAGAGAUCCAAACACAGUUCAGCACGAAUGUGUUUGGUGCGGUGAGAGUGCUCAAGGGUGCUUUGCCGUUUAUGAGGAAGAGGAAGUCCGGGACGGUGAUCAAUAUCAGCAGUUCUGCGGGAUUGGAUGGGUUGCCUACUUGUGCGAUGUAUGCGGGCUCAAAGUUUGCGCUGGAAGGUAUGUCCGAAAGUCUGUCGAGAGAGCUAUCUCCCUUCGGUAUCCGAGUGCUAUUGAUCGAGCCAGGCGAAUUCCGCACAAAGUUUCUGUCUGCAUACGUCGAGCCGGCCGCUGGCAUGAACGAAGGGUAUACCGGAACCCCUCUCGAAACAUUUCUCCAAGCGUUCAAGUCAAAAGAUGGAAAACAACAAGGUGAUCCUGCCAAAGCAGCACAAAGGAUCCUCGACGUUGUCACGAAUACCGGCAUGGCUGCUGGAAAAGAAGGGCUUUUGCGAGUGCCGCUUGGCAAGGACUGCUAUGAGCGUUUCCGGGUCAAAUGCGAAUCGAUGCAGGAGAAUUUGUUGCAGAUGAAGGAUAUUGCCCACUCGACUGGCUAUUGA